Molecule: messenger RNA, 553 nt
Organism: Priapulus caudatus
Lineage: Eukaryota; Metazoa; Priapulida; Priapulimorpha; Priapulimorphida; Priapulidae
Product: flavonol 4'-sulfotransferase-like
Exons: 5
Coding region: 125-553 (142 amino acids)
Biological process (GO): sulfation
Cellular component (GO): cytoplasm
Molecular function (GO): sulfotransferase activity
Source: RefSeq, a predicted model, not a curated record
CGUGCUUGUAGCGGCAUCGCCGAAAUCUGGUACGACGUGGACACAGGAGGUCGUUUACUUGAUAGCUAAUGGACUGGACGAGGAAAAGUCGAAAGAAAAGAUCUUGGAAGAAAGAUUCCCGUGUAUGGACUUCAAGUUUCCGGGAGUCAUCGAUGUCGAUCCAGAUGAGUGGCCGAAAGACCAGAAGAGAUUUAUCAAGACUCAUCUACCUUACGAUAUGCUACCGCAAGACUUCAAAGAUAAAAAAUGCAAAAUCAUCUACGUAAUGAGGAAUCCAAAGGACGUGAGCGUCUCCUACUACUACUUUCUGCGCAUGCUCAACUAUAAUCCAUUCAGAGACUACACUCUGCACAACAUCAUUCAGAAGUUUCUAUUCGGUCUAAUACCGUACGGACCAUACUGGGAGCACAAUCUCGGCUACUGGAAUGAGGCAAAGGAAAAUCCGGAGCACAUAAUGGUUGUCAAAUUCGAGGAUAUGAUCAAGGUUGAUUACGUACACAAUGGAAUCACAACAUGGCCUUUAGAAUUUUUGCUAACGACUCGUGAAGUAUGA